Tauraco erythrolophus (red-crested turaco) is the source of this 691-nucleotide messenger RNA. RefSeq names its product transmembrane protein 182 (gene TMEM182). The record is from RefSeq and is a predicted model, not a curated record. Lineage: Eukaryota; Metazoa; Chordata; Aves; Musophagiformes; Musophagidae. Gene Ontology annotation, cellular component: membrane.
AUGAAACUGAGUGUGGGGAUAUUUUUUGGAGGCUUCUUUGCAGCUCUGGGGGUUUUGCUUUUUUUGGUAGCAUUUGGAACUGAUUAUUGGCUUCUGGCUACAGAAGUAGGAAGGUGUUCGAAAGCACCUGAAGAUGCUGUGGAGGAGAAGGCCACUUUCCAUCAUGAAGGUUUCUUCUGGAGGUGCUGGUUUAGUGGAAAUGUAGGAGACAAUAAUGCCAGCAUGUGGAAUUUCUGGUAUACAAACCAGUCACCUUCUAAGAAUUGUACACAUGCCUACCUGUCACCAUUUCCUCUUAUUCGAGAUGAACACAAUGCAACCUCCUAUAACUCUGCAAUCAUUUAUCGAGGUUUCUGGACAGUGCUUAUGCUCCUGGGAGUGCUCACUAUUGUGAUGGCUAGUUUCUUCAUCAUCUGUGCAGCUCCUUUUGCCAGCCACAUUCUGUACAAAGCAGGAGGAGGCUUUUUCAUCAUUGCUGGUGUCUUGUUUUCCCUGGUAGUUGUGAUGUAUGUCAUCUGGGUCCAGGCGAUGGCCGAUCUGGAAAACUACACAAACAUGAAAAAAAUGGAUUGCCCAGACUUUGCUGUUUAUGUACGCUAUGGCUGGUCUUUUAUGCUGGCUCCUAUAGGAGUAUUUUUUGCAUUGGCAGCUAACAUGGUGUUUUUAAUUACUGUGUCAGAGAGUAUGAUAG